Molecule: messenger RNA, 243 nt
Organism: Penicillium samsonianum
Lineage: Eukaryota; Fungi; Ascomycota; Eurotiomycetes; Eurotiales; Aspergillaceae
Exons: 2
Coding region: 1-243 (80 amino acids)
Source: RefSeq, a predicted model, not a curated record
AUGUCAGGCUUCAACCGGGGUUACCAAGCGUUUCUUCCCCAGCUCAUGCUUUCUCCUGUGAGCAUUCAACCUAUCAAAGCAUUAGCCAACAGAAACAAGCUUCCUGCCUGGGAGCAUGUCCUCGGUUCCCUUGUCCGGUUCGCCGGAGACUACCAUGAGGAAAUCACUCGCAAUCCUUUGGACCAGAAUCUCAGAUCCAUGACUCUGAGAGAUUUGUCGUGCGUGCUUAUGCUGCAGGUGUAA